UGACUAAGGCCAUAUCCCCCCAUAAAAGCCAAAUCCAAAAGCACUCUAGUUUCCACAAAUUUCUGUUAGACGAAAGCAAGCCAAAUUUCUUCCAAAACUCUUUUAGAAUCUCAUGUCUACCCAAAACAGCAUUUGCUCUCACACUCAUAAUGAUCAUAAUGGCGUGGAAAAAGCUCCAGUCAUUGUGGUUAUGGUACCCUUCCCAUUGCAAAGCCAUCUAAACCAGCUCUUGCAGCUUUCCCAUCUCAUUUCUUCUUACAAUAUCCCUGUUCAUUAUGUUGGUUCUACAUUCUACAAUUCCCAGGUCAGGUCUCGCUCUCGUAUUCAUGCUGACCCUGCUAAUAUCCAUUUCCAUGACUUCCCAACUCCUCCUUUCACCUCUGAGUACUCCUCCUCUGAUUUUCUCUUCCCUUCCUUUCAUGCCACCAAGCACCUUCGUGAACCAGUCUCUGCUCUUCUUCACCAACUCUCCUCAAAAGCCAAGAGACUUAUCAUUAUCAAUGACGUUUUAUCGGCUUCAGUAGUACAGGAUGCUCAAACUCUACCCAAUGCGAAAUCCUACAUCUUCUAUAGCGUCUCUGCUUUUGACGUUUUCACUCACAUUUGGGAGGCCAUGGGAAAACCUUUUCAGCUUGAAGCUGAAAUUAUCCCCAGUGAGCUUCCGUCUCUCCAAGACUGUGUAACCCCUGAGUCUUUAAGAUUGAUGACUGAUCAAUAUCAAUUUGUGGGAUCUAAAGCUGGAGAGCUAUACAAUACAACCAGAUCCAUAGAAGCCACUUAUGUCGAUCUUCUAAGGAAAGUUAUGAAUGGCAAUGGAAAGAUUUGGGCAAUUGGACCCUUAUUGCCCACAAUAACAUCAUCGUCCAACAACUCCAGCUGUUCAAGUGGACGAGAAAAAUGUUUGGAGUGGUUAGACAAACAAGGACCUAACUCUGUUUUGUACAUUUCUUUUGGAACCACAACUUCCCUGGAAGAUGAACAGAUUGAAGAACUGGCUCUUGGGUUGGAGCAGAGUGGGACGAAGUUCGUUUGGGUAUUGAGAGAUGCAGAUGAAGGAAAUGCUUCUGGAGAAGGUAGAAAAAGAGCUCUACUUCCAAAGGGGUUCGAGGAAAGAGUGAAAGAAGUGGGAAUGGUGGUGAGAGAUUGGGCUCCCCAAAUUGAAAUUUUGGGGCACCCAUCGAUAGGAGGGUUCAUGAGUCACUGUGGGUGGAACUCUUUUAUGGAGAGCAUUAGCAAUGGAGUGCCAAUUGCUGCUUGGCCAAUGCAUUCGGAUCAGCCUAGGAAUGCAGUCCUAAUAACUCAACUGCUUAAAGUUGGUGUAUUUGUGAGAGAAUGGGAAAAGAGAGACCAAAUAGUGAGAUCAACUGCGAUUAGCAAAGCAGUGAAGACAUUAAUGGCAACAGAUGAGGGAAAAGAGAUGAGGAAAAGGGCUAGAGACAUGGGUAGUGCAGUUCAAAGGUCUACUGAGGAAGGAGGAGUUUCUCGCAUGGAAUGGGACUCCUUCAUCGCUCAUAUUACAAGUUAAUCCACUCAUAGUUAAUCGUGUUUAGUUUUAUCUUUUUUCUGUUGUACGUUGUUGUCGUUGUUGUUGCUGCUGCUGCUGAAUAAAACCCAGAUGUUAAUUCUA
Messenger RNA from Ziziphus jujuba (common jujube), 1627 nucleotides. Its product is annotated as zeatin O-glucosyltransferase. Gene Ontology annotation, molecular function: UDP-glycosyltransferase activity. The record is from RefSeq and is a predicted model, not a curated record. The transcript has a single exon. Bases 113 to 1525 code for a protein of 470 amino acids. Lineage: Eukaryota; Viridiplantae; Streptophyta; Magnoliopsida; Rosales; Rhamnaceae.